Dreissena polymorpha is the source of this 5965-nucleotide messenger RNA. RefSeq names its product fibropellin-1-like. Gene Ontology annotation, molecular function: calcium ion binding; Notch binding. The transcript has 32 exons. Gene Ontology annotation, biological process: establishment or maintenance of epithelial cell apical/basal polarity; Notch signaling pathway; axon guidance. Gene Ontology annotation, cellular component: protein-containing complex; plasma membrane. The record is from RefSeq and is a predicted model, not a curated record. Lineage: Eukaryota; Metazoa; Mollusca; Bivalvia; Myida; Dreissenidae. The coding region runs from base 53 to 3856 and encodes 1267 amino acids.
AUACCUUUGUCAUUUUGGUCGCAUAUGUAGUAGGGGACAGAGUGGGCAUAGAAUGAGGAUGAUUUCAAUUAAGAUCAUCCCUUUCCUGUUGUUUUUGAGAGCAGUACAUGGAGGAUUUUGGGGCAGUAUAUGCAUGCCAAAUCCAUGUAAAAACGGUGCAUGGUGUAGGAAUGAUGUUUGGGGGAAAAUAUGUAUAUGUACACCGGGCUGGCAGGGAAUAAAUUGUGAUCAGGAUAUCAACGAGUGCUUGGAACAAACUUGUAAGAAUGGCGCCAGUUGCAGUAAUUCUCCUGGUGCGUAUUCGUGCACGUGUAAACCAGGCUGGCAGGGACAAAACUGUGAUCAGGGUGAUGUCAAAGUUUCAAUGCAAGGAGCUACACUUUCGACAAACGGAUUAAUAUGGGCUGAUUGGGUUCCCAACCUAGCCAUCGAUGGAAGAACUGGUCAACCUGACGAAUGUGGAUGUUGUUCCGCCAUGAAAAGGCCGACCUGGCUUCAAUUAAGUCUACCACAAACAUAUUUUGUGAAGUGGGUUAUACUUUAUGGGCGUACAGACCAAGUUAGACAUCAGCUAAGGAAUAUUGUAAUGCUUGGUGGUUAUGACGAGCAUCACAUGGUCGAACAACAGGCCACUAGUUUUUCUGAUACCAUACGAACCUAUGAGAUAAGUCCGCCACAGGCUAUGCAAGCAAUACGCGUGAUUGGCAAUGGAAUAGACUAUAUGACAAUAUGCGAAAUAGAAGUUUACCGACAAAAAGAUUGCGUGAAUGGAAAAUAUGGCCCUAAUUGUGAAAACAGAUGUAAUUGUCGGGAAGGACCUUGUUACACGAUAAAUGGUACCUGUGGGUCAGGAUGUCAGGAUGGCUGGAGAGGAGCCGCAUGCAACGAAACCUGCGACAACGGAUUGUACGGCCGAGACUGUCUGACGAAAUGUGGUUAUUGUCUGAACAACGCUUACUGUAAUAAGACAUCCGGUGUAUGUCCAGUUGGAUGUGCUGCAGGAUAUACUGGUUCUCUCUGCAAAGACGAUAUCAACAAAUGCUCGGCACUCCCUUGUAAGAAUGGCGCCAUUUGCACCAAUCUUGUGAACGCGUAUUUAUGCGAGUGUACACCAGGCUGGCAAGGGAUGAACUGUGAUCAGGAUAUCAAUGAAUGCCUAACUGCUCCGUGUAAAAAUGGAGCCACGUGCAGCAAUCUCCAGAACGCGUAUUCAUGCACGUGUAAACCAGGCUGGCAGGGAAUGAACUGUGAUCAGGAUAUCAAUGAAUGCCUAACUGCUCCGUGUAAAAAUGGAGCCUGGUGCAGCAAUCUUCAGAACGCGUAUUCAUGCACGUGUGUGCCAGGCUGGCAGGGACAGAACUGUGAUCAGGAUAUCAACGAAUGCUCGCCACUCCCUUGUAAGAAUGGAGCCUGGUGCAGCAAUCUUCAGAACGCGUAUUCAUGCACGUGUACACCAGGCUGGCAGGGGAAGAACUGUGAUCAGGAUAUCAACGAAUGCUCGCCACUCCCUUGUAAGAAUGGAGCCUGGUGCAGCAAUCUUCAGAACGCGUAUUCAUGCACGUGUACUCCAGGCUGGCAGGGAAUGAACUGUGAUCAGGAUAUCAAUGAAUGUCUAACUGCUCCGUGUAAAAAUGGAGCCUGGUGCAGCAAUCUUCAGAACGCGUAUUCAUGCACGUGUACUCCAGGCUGGCAGGGAAAGAACUGUGAUCAGGAUAUCAACGAAUGCGCGCCACUCCCUUGUAAGAAUGGCGCCACUUGCAGCAAUCUUCAGAACGCGUAUUCGUGCACGUGUACACCAGGUUGGCAAGGACAGAACUGUGAUCAAGAUAUCAAUGAAUGCCUAACUGCUCCGUGUAAAAAUGGAGCCUGGUGCAGCAAUCUUCCGAACGCGUAUUCAUGCACGUGUACUCCAGGCUGGCAGGGAAAGAACUGUGAUCAGGAUAUCAACGAAUGCUCGCCACUCCCCUGUAAGAAUGGAGCCUGGUGCAGCAAUCUUCAGAACGCGUAUUCAUGCACGUGUACACCAGGCUGGCAGGGAAUGAACUGUGAUCAGGAUAUCAAUGAAUGUCUAACUGCUCCGUGUAAAAAUGGAGCCACGUGCAGCAAUCUUCAGAACGCGUAUUCAUGCACAUGUAAACCAGGCUGGCAGGGAAAGAACUGUGAUCAGGAUAUCAACGAAUGCUCGCCACUCCCCUGUAAGAAUGGAGCCUGGUGCAGCAAUCUUCAGAACGCGUAUUCAUGCACGUGUACACCAGGCUGGCAGGGAAUGAACUGUGAUCAGGAUAUCAAUGAAUGUCUAACUGCUCCGUGUAAAAAUGGAGCCAUGUGCAGCAAUCUUCAGAACGCGUAUUCAUGCACAUGUGUGCCAGGCUGGCAGGGAAAGAACUGUGAUCAGGAUAUCAACGAAUGCUCGCCACUCCCCUGUAAGAAUGGUGCCACUUGCAGCAAUCUUCAGAACGCGUAUUUAUGCACGUGUAAACCAGGCUGGCAGGGGAAGAACUGUGAUCAGGAUAUCGAUGAAUGCGCACCAGCUCCUUGUGAAAACGGCGCCACGUGCACAAAUCUGCAGGACGCGUACUCGUGCAUGUGCGCACCUGGCUGGCAAGGAAAACAUUGUGAUCAGGACGUGAACGAGUGCGCAUCGGCCCCAUGCAAAAAUGGCGCCACGUGCAGGGAUCUUACGAACGAGUACACAUGUGACUGUGUGACAGGAUGGACCGGAUAUAACUGCCAGGAAGAUAUCGACGAGUGUGCAUUGGAAACCUGCAAGAAUGAGGCCACGUGCGCAAAUUUUCCCGGAUUUUUUGAAUGCACUUGCACACCGGGUUGGCAUGGGACACGAUGUGAUGUCGAUAUCGAUGAGUGUGCGACAAACAAUCAACCAUGUAAAAACGGCGCCACAUGCAGCAAUCUUCAUAAUGCAUACUCAUGUACCUGCCCCUCCGGUUGGUUUGGAAAGAACUGUAAUCAAAGUAUAAACUGUGUCGCAAACGGCACAAUAAGCAUGCAGAAACCCAACUUUGCGGCAAGUGUGUUCGCCUACAACAGCAAGGGCAAGUGUGUCGCUGGGUUUUCCGACUACGACCAGAAUGUCGCAUUGAUCGCCGGAUGUGAAAAGAAUCUCUACGUGUAUGUGACGUUCUCCAAUUUCGUGUUCGACGGCGUUGAUUUGCUUGGUGGUGAAAACGUCGAAACCCACGUGGUCAACUGCAAGGAGAUACCAGAAGAAGGUGUCGUCAGGAAUACACUAGUCUAUUACAACUCCUCGUUGGUCAUACAUGACAAGGCCGAGUAUCCGUACGUGGACAUUCGGUCGGCCAUAUACACGAACUCAAUGGAGACUGUGAAAGCGGUCACCAUGGGCAUCGGACAGCCCGUCGUUCUCACCAUUUACACAACCAUGAAUUACUUCUUGAAGCCCGAGGCGUGCUGGGCUUAUGGUGGCCAAGCGGUCAAUGAAUCUGCACCCAAAAGUAAACUCAUAGAGCAAGGAUGUUCCCUGGACACAAAUCUGUGCCUCAACUUCGGUUGGCAGUCGCCUAAGAACGGCACCAAAGUUAACAUGGUGCUAAAGGGUUUCAAGUUCUACGGAUCCGAGUUCAUCACUAUUGUGUGUUCUAUGCGAAUGUGCCUGAUGGAUCAUCCAGACAACUGUGUGAUUUCUUGCAGUAACAGAAAACCUCGUGCUGAAAACGCAAUGUCUGAACUCCAAACAGAACGACUGAUGUCUGUUACGACGAGUAUCAAAGUGGUUGACAAGUAUCAGGAGUGGAAUGCGCUAGCUGGGGUCAGCAAAAAAGAGGCAAGAUAUAUGUGGAAUUUUCUUACGUGCCUCGGCUUACUGCUCAUCGAAUGACAACUUCAUGACUCUCAUUCGAAAUGAAGACAUUGACAUGUUAAUAGCAUAUACACAACCUUGAUCUCUUGCUUUUGUUGUUGCGUUGUCCGGUUUGAUCUAUGUGUUGUGGUUAUUGUUUUGGUGUUCAGUUCGAUAUACUUACAUGUUUGUCAUAAGCAUAUUCACAUGCUUGAUGUUUGAGAUAGUUAUUAAUGAUUUGGUUUGUUUUGUGAUCUGCUUCGACAUAUUUUUAUUGUUCAGUUAUGAAUACCCUUGUUAAUGACAUGUCCACAUGCGUUAUCCCUGAACCUUCUCGCUGGUAAUUUGCUGAUUUGUAUUGUUGUCCAGUUUAAUCUAUUUCAUAUUCAUAAAUUGUUAAUAUAAUUAUUUAUAUUUUUACUAAUUCAUAUGUGAUCUAUUUAUAUAAACAAAUUCAUAUACAUCAAUUAUAUUCAUUUGUUCUUGUUUUAUUGUUCAGUUAGAUAUAUUUAAUGUUAAAGCAUAAUUAAAAGCUUCAUCCCUUUACAUGAUAAUUUGUAAUGUGUUGUUUUGUUGUGUUGUCAAAUUUGAUCUAUGUAUGUAAAAACAUAUACAUAAAUUAUGUUUCAUUGUUGUUGUUUUGUUGUGUUGUUCAGUUGAUAUACAGAUGUUUGAAUAUUUGCAUAUAAUUUGUAUUCAUACAUGUUUACCAAUAUAUAAAAUUCAUUGACUGGUUGUUGCAGUCAUAUUCUUGUUAUGUUCAGUUUAAGUUGUUUGAAAAAGUUUAAAUAAAACACAGUUGAUAUUUCGUACAUUGAGUGUGCAAUUUAAAGACUUAACGGUGAACUUGUCGUUUAGUAAAAGUAAAUCAACAACGAUUGGAGAUUGAAUGACUUCGACUUAGAUCGGGGCUCAUUUUCACCAACCGUUUAAAUUGAACAAUAAUUUAUUUCAUAAACAUAAUACUACACUAAAACUACUUGAAAAUCAAAUCUAGCCUUGCAGGUAACACUUCUAAAGUUUUUAAUUCUUCGUUUAGAACUCUCGGGUAAGAAAAUAAAAUCCACUUGCGCAUGUAUGAAAGCACACUGUGAGGUUGUUUUUGAAGUCAAAGACUUUUUUAAUGUUAAGUCUAAGAAUAGUUUGGUAAAUACGGGCCCAGUAUUAGUAUGAGGGGAUUAGUCGAAACUGUUUCACAUACACACACGCAAGAGGCAAAACUUGUUUAAAAUGACGGUACAUAACGAUAAAUAAUAAAACAUCUCGAUUCCAACUCGACUAUCAUUAUUUGUCCAAGUUUAAUAGGAACUAUACAUUAACUAUUAUGUUCGUAGGUUGGGUCUUAAUUUGCGAUAAGUUUGAAAAACAAUUUUGGUCGUGUUUAAAUAUUUAUUUAAAUGAGUUGAACAUCGCAUUAUGAAAGCUGUUCGUGAGCUACGAAGUUAGAAUAAUAAGUCAUGCAGCUGCAUGCACAUGCAAAAUUCAAACUUAUUAAAUGCAUUUUUUGAAUAUAGCUAUUUUCUACCACGUCGUUAAGUGAUCUAAUGCAUACAAGAAUGUGCAAUACUUGGGACUGGCUUCUACGUACAAGAUUCCCGUCGUCUCCCUCUUAAGAUCUGUAAUAAAAGUCGACGGCAAGUAGUUCAUGAGUGGUAUUUAUGGGAACGAUGCACCUAAGAACGUGAUGGUUUGAUAACGAUGUGCUGCAAUAUAAUUGUGCCAAUUUUACAUUCGGACACUACUAUGAUGUUUAAAGCGUCGGAAAGAAAUCCAAAACUGGGUUAACAAAAGGCACACGAUGGAAUCCAAAGCUUUUGUAUAAUGCCUUUGAACUGAUUUUAAUGGAAUAGCACAAUUAUUACAUAUGUUUUAAUAGCAGAAUUGUGAUUGUCACUGAACGAAAGUUAGUGUUGUUCCUGUACAAAUGUGUACAGAAUCGAGGAUAAAAUAACGAUUUAUCGCAAAGAAAUGUACUUUUUAUGCACAUAAAUUAGACAGCGACAUGAUAAAUAUUUCAAACGUUCAAUGUUAACACUAUUGACUGAUAAAUAACGUGUUUGUUUUUCAAAAUAUUUUUCAUUAUUUGUUUCAAAGUUAUUGUUUUAACAAGGACGAAUUUUCAAUGUUCGGUUUUAAAUGUUGUGUUAU